Molecule: messenger RNA, 1514 nt
Organism: Xyrichtys novacula (pearly razorfish)
Lineage: Eukaryota; Metazoa; Chordata; Actinopteri; Labriformes; Labridae
Source: the annotation of a GenBank genome assembly
AUGGCAGCAGUGGCUGUACUGCGGAAUGAAACACUCCAGGCUUUUCUCCAGGUUUGUGCGCAAGUUUCUGUUUACUUUAUACGACUUUAAUAACUUGUGAACUCACUCAUCCGAGUUGAUUUACGGCUCGGUUACGAGUCUGUAAGAUAGAAAAAAUAAAAGCCACACUACUUUGAUGGUCCAGUGUCAUAUAAUUUAAUUACUUACGUUAAUUGUUUCCGUAUAAAUGACUUCUUCUGCAACAUUAUGCCAACUUUAUGUCACACCACGAUUCACGCUACAGGCUCAAUUUGGAGCAGGUUUCAUCCAAAAUAGUUAGACUUCCUUUUUAUUGUAUGCCGGAAUAUUAAGGCGUUGUUCAGCCUCGCGUUUUGCCUCAUAAAGCGUGUUAAACAAUGAUUUUAAUUCAGAAAAUGUGUGUCUCGGUUAUCCAGGAUCGCACUCCAAACUCCUCUCCAGAGAACUGUAAACACUCUCCGCUGGCUCUCCUGGCAGCAACUUGUAACCGGAUCGGGCACCACCACGGAUCCAACCCCACAGAUUUCCUUCAGGUUCCUUACGACCCCACUCUGGGCUCCCCUUCGCGCUUAUUUCACCCGUGGACUAACGAGGGGAAUCCACAGAGCAGCCUGGCCAGCAACUCUACUUUCGGACUAUCCUCUAAGCCCCAGCUGUCUGCGCACAUCCAGAGCUCCUUCAGCUCGCACCACGAACUGCCCCUCACCCCUCCUGCGGACCCAUCGUACCCCUAUGACUUCUCCCCCGUGAAGAUGCUACCUUGCUCCAUGCAGUCUCUGCAGUCUACCUGCCCUCCCACCUACGUCCCCGCUGUGAGUUACGCAGCACCAACUCCCAUCCCGACCGCGAUGCCAAGUUUUGUCACGGGACCCUCCGGCCUCGUGCACCACCAGCAGCAGAGACAGUUGUCCCCGAAUCCUGGAGAGGAUAUCCCGUGGUGGAGUCUCCAGCAGGGGAAUCAUGUCAGCCACUCUUCCUCUCUCGGUCCUCAUCGCUUCCAGCUACAGAGGGGCUUGGUUCUUGGACAUACGGACUUUGCGCAAUACCAAACGCAAAUCGCAGCUCUGCUGCACACAAAGUCUCCUCUCGCGACUGCGCGGCGGUGCAGGAGGUGCAGGUGUCCGAACUGCCAGUCCUCCACGUCCAGCGACGAGCCUGGGAAGAAGAAGCAACACAUCUGUCACAUACCUGGCUGCGGGAAAGUUUAUGGGAAAACUUCACACCUUAAAGCGCACCUGAGGUGGCACUCGGGGGAGCGGCCGUUUGUGUGCAACUGGCUCUUCUGUGGCAAAAGUUUCACCAGGUCGGACGAGCUGCAGAGACACCUGAGGACUCACACGGGGGAGAAGCGCUUUGUGUGCCCGGACUGCUGUAAGAGGUUCAUGAGGAGUGACCACUUGGCAAAACAUGUGAAAACGCACCAGAACAAAAAAAGCAAGUGCCACGACAAGACACUCGACCACGUGAAAAGGGAGGACACGAGGAAUAUGUUGUAA